AUGGUCAAACAAUUCGAAUCCGAGUUCUGGGCGUUUGGACUCGACAUUGUCGUGUGUAAAUGCACCGAUCCAAGAGACGAUUGGGAAUAUCUCAAAUGGCUGGAAAUUAUGGACCAAGUGACUCUCCUUCACUACACAUCCCAAUCGCUGCGCAACUUUUUUGAUAUUUGGAGACUCCAAGAUCAAGGAUUGGUCCAGUUCCCGCCGUUGGAGGACUUUCGAAACUGUUUUGCCAAUCAUGGCGUACGAACCAUUCUGUGCGAGUCGGUGGGGUCCAAUGAAGGACGCAACUAUUGGUUGGAAUACAUUGACAUGGAAACCACACCCGACUACAGUACACCGUACAAUGUCAAUUAUGGAGAAGGUUCCUUCAAGAAAAGAGGAGACGACGAACAAACAUCCUACAAAACUGUCAUUCACGGACAUCACAAGGUCCCGGAAGGUGUUGUGGUGGAAGAAUUGGGAGGGGUCCAGAAACUCACUGACCCAUGUUCUCCAGAAGUCCGAGCCCUGUUGGAGGAAAAGGACUUGCUCGCCGUAUAUCAAGACUGCAUGAAAUCCAUUGCCAGUGCCAAUCCACGCGCAGUUGGAUUCGGCAUGAGCUAUCGAUGGUUCGAGUUUAUCGACAAGACCAAAGCCAAAACAUAUGUCCCUCAAUACAAUGUGAGCAGUUAUGACGAAAUGCUCGAAUUGAUCCAGACGACUCUCCACUUUCCCAAGGGCAUUGCGGUAGAACUGCUCAUGGAUCGAAAGACAGUCAUGCAAACGGUUCCGGCAGGUGUCAAGACCAUGAUGGAAGCCAAGGAUUGCAUGGAUUUGUACAAUGCACUGGUGGAUGUCUUGUGUCAAUCCAUGGUGGGAGACGACAAUAACGACGCCAGCGAAGCUCACAUGAAAGAACUCACCAACGUGCUGGGACCCAAAUUUGAAACCAAAGGAGUCUCCGUUUACUUAUCUGGCAAGAAAGAGACAUCCCUGGAAGAAGGAGCCAAGUCAUUCUUUUGGGUCGAGUUUGUUGACCGUGUAGCUCAGCCAAACUAUGUGGCCCAAAGAGGCAUUGACAUGAAGAAGCUCCCCACUGAAGGCUUUUCCAAGGAAGAAGCUCUGUUAGCAUCAGGAUCCGUAGCCUUGGAACUUGCAGAAGAGCUAUUUUAUGCACUGAUUUUUGUAUGA
Molecule: messenger RNA, 1173 nt
Organism: Seminavis robusta
Lineage: Eukaryota; Bacillariophyta; Bacillariophyceae; Naviculales; Naviculaceae
Source: the annotation of a GenBank genome assembly